GCCAAGCCAAAGAAUGGCGUUUCGCAUGGUAGGAAGAGGUCUGAGGUAUUUAAAGUCGCCUCCUUUGUUUCAGGGGAAAUCGUUGGCUGAAAAAUUUGUCGCUGCAGUGGGGAAUAGGAACAUGAGCCAAGAGAAGCCGAUCAGCCGCUUCCCUGUUCCGAAUAUGGAUACAUUGCCUGAAGACAUGCAGGAGAGAAUGAAAGAGGUAGAGGAGAAGGGUGGUUUUUUACCAAAUGUUUUCAAAGUUCUUGCUCAUCGACCAGAUGAAUUCCGAGCUUUUUUUAUGUAUUAUGAUGCUCUGAUGCUAAAAGAAGGAAACCUUACCAAAGCAGAAAAAGAAAUGAUUGUAGUUGCAACAAGUUCAGCAAACAGCUGUAUGUAUUGUAUUGUGGCUCAUGGUGCCCUGUUGAGAAUCUACUCAAAAAAUCCUCUACUAGGAGAUCAGAUAACAGCCAACUGGCACAGUGCUGACCUCACAGAAAGAGAAAAGGCUAUAAUUCAGUUUGCAAUGCGUGUUUGUAGAUCAGAAACAAUAGAAGAUGAACAUAUAGCAGCUCUUGAAAAGCAUGGCUUGGACACUGAAGAUGCUUGGGAUGUUGGUGCUAUUGCUGGACUGUUUGCAUUGUCAAAUAGAAUGGCUCAUUUAACAAACAUGCGACCAAAUGAGGAGUUUUAUUCAAUGGGUAGGGUAAAGAAAGAAAAAUAGAAAUCUCAUGUGAUAAUAUUGCAAUUAUGAUAUGAAGAGGAAUUUUGAAUGAAAUGGACCCCAGAUAACUAAGGAUAGACUUGCUUCUGUGCUUGUUAAGGAAGCCAAAGUUUAUGAAAAAAGUCAGUAAAAAGGCAUUGGCGAUGGGAAAUUUUAUGUCAGAUGUGUAAUUUUUUUUCUUUGUGAACAGCUAAUAUAUUGAAUUUGUACAAAAGCUUACCACCAUUCAUCAUCUAUGAAAUCUUAACAUGAAAUAAAGAAGAUCUGACAGGCUUGGACCAUGUGUAUUGCUGGUUUUUUCCAGCAUGAAGCAACAUGGACUAUCUUGAUUCCUUCUGAAUGAGAAGCUAGUCAGUUGCAGGUAGAUUCCUAGCAUUUCAUGUGCUGUAAAAUAGUCAGGAAUUAGCACUUUGGCCACAAAAUGCCUGUAAUGGAAUAAGGAAAAUACUUAAGUAUGGGGGAGAAUUUUUUCCUUUUUAAAAGGAAUAUCAUUUUCCUGUAGUUUUCAAAUCAGAGUGCUUGUCUACUUGUCAUGAAAUUUUUUAUGGCUCAGAUAUUCAAUUUUUGAUAAGUUAAGAUGGCUCUGAACCCUCCAGAAAGAUUUUGUAAACCUCUGCAGACAUUUCUUUUAUACCCCUUUAAACCUUUUACACCCCAACAUCAGUAUUCAUAUUCUCCAUACUCUUCUCUGUAUUUUUCCUUUGGUACCGAAAAGGAAAAUUUGAUUAUCAAGUUAAAGAAUCCUAGGUUGGUGAUCAUUUUCUUCAUUCUCGUGAUUUUUAUGAACAUUUCAGUAAUAUUACUGUUAGGAGAAUUAAGAUGCUGGUAACUUUAAGGGUUUAAAGGGUUCCCAAAAAACGUCAAAUCGUGAAAGUAUCGAUCAAGCAAAGGUGUGAUAUAAAAUUUGUAACGAAAAGUUUUUGGUACGGGCUUCCA
Messenger RNA from Pocillopora verrucosa, 1642 nucleotides. RefSeq lists its product as uncharacterized. Lineage: Eukaryota; Metazoa; Cnidaria; Anthozoa; Scleractinia; Pocilloporidae. The record is from RefSeq and is a predicted model, not a curated record. Gene Ontology annotation, molecular function: peroxiredoxin activity.